AUGGCAACUUUCCUCAAAAAGCCUCUCAAGUUAGCGCUGGUCCAGCUGGCAUCAGGUGCGGACAAGUCCAUCAAUUUGUCCCAUGCACGAAGCAAGGUUCUCGAGGCCGCUCAAGCGGGCGCACGUUUGAUCGUUCUCCCCGAAUGCUUCAACUCACCCUACGGCACGCAAUACUUUCCCAAAUACGCAGAGACUCUCCAUCCCUCCCCACCAUCCAAAGAGCAAUCUCCCUCCUUCCAUGCCUUGUCAGCUAUCGCCGCCGAGGCAAAUGCCUAUGUGAUCGGUGGUAGUAUCCCCGAAUUGGAGCCAGAGUCCAAGAAGUACUACAACACGUCUUUGGUCUUCUCCCCGUCGGGAUCUCUUAUCGGCACUCAUCGCAAGACGCAUCUCUUCGACAUCGAUAUCCCGGGAAAGAUCAGGUUCAAAGAGAGUGAGGUCCUGUCGCCUGGGAACUCAUUGACAAUCAUCGACUUGCCCGAGUACGGCAAGAUCGGGUUGGCCAUCUGUUACGAUAUUCGGUUCCCGGAGUCUGCCAUGAUCGCCGCGCGCAAAGGCGCUUUUCUGCUGGUUUAUCCUGGCGCCUUCAACACCACCACGGGACCGCUACAUUGGUCUCUGUUGGGCCGAGCUCGGGCCGUGGAUAACCAGACAUAUGUGGCCCUGUGCAGCCCUUCCCGGGAUCUCGACGCAAGCUACCAUGCGUAUGGACACAGUUUGAUUGCCGACCCUAGUGCAGGCGUCUUGGCUGAAGCCGACGAGAAGGAGACGAUCAUCUAUGCCGAUUUGGACAACGAUACCAUUGUGAACACCCGAAAGAGCAUUCCCAUUUACACCCAGCGACGAUUUGAUGUAUACCCCGAUGUGAGCGGCGAAAGCACAAAAUAG
Messenger RNA from Penicillium oxalicum, 885 nucleotides. RefSeq names its product carbon-nitrogen hydrolase family protein. The transcript is spliced from 2 exons. Gene Ontology annotation, molecular function: omega-amidase activity. Bases 1 to 885 code for a protein of 294 amino acids. Gene Ontology annotation, cellular component: mitochondrion. NCBI's taxonomy places the organism in Eukaryota, Fungi, Ascomycota, Eurotiomycetes, Eurotiales, Aspergillaceae. Gene Ontology annotation, biological process: L-glutamine metabolic process; oxaloacetate metabolic process. The record is from RefSeq and is a predicted model, not a curated record.